UUUACAUUCUCCUCCGGCCACUUGAAAAACACGUCACGAUGUCAGAAGUCGACGCCCAAAAAUGCUUCGAUGUUGCCCUAGAUCUUGUCAAACAGGCGGGGAAGGUUGUACGAGAAGCAAUCAAAAAGAAGAAGAAUAUUGAGACUAAGAGCUCAGCAGUAGAUUUAGUGACUGAAUCAGACAAGGCAGUUGAGAAGAUGCUUAUCUCAGGCUUGUCUGAGGCCUUCCCAGAUCACCAGUUUAUUGGUGAAGAGUCAGUAUCUGCGGGAGAGAAGUGUGUCCUAACUGAUCAGCCAACAUGGAUCAUUGACCCCAUAGAUGGGACCAUGAACUUUGUGCACAGCUUCCCCUACACGUGCAUCUCUGUUGGACUGUGGGUAAAGAAGGAGGCCUUGGUGGGCGUUGUGUACAACCCGGUGCUUGAGCAGAUGUUUACUGCCAUUAAGGGGCAAGGAGCAUUCCUGAAUGGAGAGAAGAUUUCUGUGUCUGGGGAGACCGACCUUGGUCAGGCUCUUGUCUUCUCUGAGAUCGGCACAAGCCUGGACCCUGAGAAAGUCAACACUGUGCUGACCAACAUAACAACUCUCAUGCCAAAAGUUCAUGGGUGUCGCACAAUGGGUUCAGCAGCUUUGCACUUGGCCUAUGUAGCAAUGGGUGCAGCUGAUGUGUCCUACAACCUUGGCGUGCACUGCUGGGACACAGCUGCAGGCUCCCUCUUGGUCAAGGAGGCUGGAGGAAUAGUGAUUGAUACAGAAGGUGGUCCGUUUGACAUCAUGCGGAGGCGAGUGCUGUGUGCUUCUUCACAGGAGCUGGCUGAGAAGAUUUCCAAGUUGCUGAAGCAGUAUCAGCCGGAAAGAGACGGUGUCACCAAGUAAAUGUGUGUGUUUUCUUUUUUUUUUAAUGGUAUUUUAUUGUGCCAUCAUCUCAACCAAGUGAGUUUGGUUUACGAGAGGAAUGAAUGGGCAGUAUGUAAGUAAUAAUCAAACAUUAAAUUUGAUACAAAUAGUUAUCAAAUACAAGUGGGGAAAAUGAUUUUGAUUUGCUCUCUAUUUCAUUUGUUUAUUUUUAACAAACGUAGUUUAAAAUAGAUGUAUUCUAACUUGAACGUAGUUGAAAUAAUUUUGUAGUCAAAAUAUGUACUUAGAUUUCAUUUUUUUUUUCUGCAAAAUUCAGUUUUAACUUAAUUUAUUUUAACAUUUGUAGCUGGAUUCUGUUCCAAAGAGUAGUUUGAUAAUUUUGUUUCAAGAUAUGAGAUCAAUAUCUUACCUUUUGUUGUAUAUUAACAUAACACCCAUAAUGUUCCUAAAUAGAAUGUAAAGAAACAAAAAAAAAAGUUUCUAACAAUGGAACUUUAUAUAAUCUGUUGCAUUCAACAUUCUAGUAUUAUUUACUGUUCUCUCUAUGUAUAAGGUAAGGAUCAGUAAAAGGAGAAUAAAUUAAAGUUAAUAA
Molecule: messenger RNA, 1449 nt
Organism: Penaeus monodon (black tiger shrimp)
Lineage: Eukaryota; Metazoa; Arthropoda; Malacostraca; Decapoda; Penaeidae
Product: inositol monophosphatase 1-like
Biological process (GO): phosphatidylinositol phosphate biosynthetic process; signal transduction; inositol metabolic process
Molecular function (GO): inositol monophosphate 1-phosphatase activity
Source: RefSeq, a predicted model, not a curated record